CUAACGUUGCGUGCUGUUCGCUUAUUUUAUAUGCCGACGGGUCGAUAGUACCGCAGUGUUGAGCCAUACUUCGUUACCGUCGCACGGGUGGCGUACCAGCUGUUUCGUACCGACAGUUUUGAAAAUCGAACAAAAUUGAAGCCAAAAUGAGUUAUUUGGAGAAGGUGGACCGGUACCUGGACUCCCUUAAAGUUGGGAAAAGUGCAGUGGUAGACUCAUGGUUCAUGAUGUCGAGUCCGAUGCCGAUCCUGUCAGUGAUUGUGGCGUACUUCCUCCUCAUCAGGAUUGGCCCGAGGAUCAUGAAGAACAGGCCCCCGUUGAAGAUGAACAAGCUUCUCACGUACUACAACGCUUUCCAAGUCAUGUUGGCAGCUAUGAUUUGUCUUAAGGUUCUGAGAUUAAAUGUGUUUCGCGAUGGAAUACUUUACGCAGGGUGUCGAUAUCCGUCCCAUACGCAAAACCCAAUGUUGUUAGAUGUGGGCUGGUGGUAUUUCUUCGCCAAAUUCACUGAGCUCCUUGAUACAGUGUUCUUCGUUUUGCGCAAGAAAAAUAAUCAGGUUACUUUUCUGCAUGUGUACCACCACGUGAUCAUGGCUCUCUACGCCUGGAGCUACCUGAAGUUCGCGGCUGGCGGUGAAGGCGCUAUCCUCGCUCUGCUGAACUCCUUCGUCCAUGUCGUCAUGUAUACUUACUAUCUUCUGGCAGGCUUGGGACCGAGGUUCCAGAAGUAUCUGUGGUGGAAGAAGUACGUCACAAAGAUGCAACUGAUCCAGUUUGUGCUGAUGCUGGCAUAUUGCAGCUGGACUCACUUCUCCCCACGUUGUCAAUUCGCCGUCGGAUUCACCUAUUUUAUAUCAGCUAACGUGAUCAUCUUCCUCUUUCUAUUCCUCAAUUUCUAUUCUAAGAGCUACAAGAAACAAAGAGAUGCGGAGAAAGAAAUCAAGGAAGAGUAUGAGAAGGCUAGAAAUGGGGUUAAGAGGAAUGGAGUCUGUCAACCAAAUGGAGUCACAGAAGAAAAAUGUGAGAAAAAAGAAAACGGGUUGUGUGCGGGUGAUAGCAAAGAUAUUCCCAAUCUAGAAGAUAUACCGUACGAAGUAAAUAAGCCUUGUGGUGACUACAUUAAGAAUGGAAAAGUGUUCCUUACAAGACGUACAGCAAAGGCCACUUAUGGCGCGGAAUAUGAUUUCGACAGCAUAAUAAAGAAAUGAUUUUGCGUAGACUACGGCUAGUUGGUUUAUUGAGACUGAUUAUGUGAUGAAGAUGGAAAUUUUAAUUUUGAAUAAGUAGGAUACGUAACGAGGGAUGUUUAGUUGUAAGAUUAGGUUAAAGUUACUUAGUUUUAAUAAGUUAAGCAACUAUAACAAUGACAUUGUCUAAGAAGAUUGUUGCUUCGAUUCAUUCAGAAGAUUGCUAUAGUCGCCUAACUGUAAGUAAAACCAUGUCACUAAAAAUUAUGAGUUCUUUAGGAACGUAAACAUAAAAUGAACUCAAAAACGAUUGGGACAUUAAGAAACUUCUAAGUAUCCAAUAUUAGAAUUAAAUUGUAAAGCACUUUACUACGAGCAGAUUUUUUGAAAAUCAGCAUAUCGUAGGUUGUAUUGCAAAUUAUAAAUUCAAAAAUUGUACCAGUGAGAAUAUGCGCUUUAAAAAAGGAAUAUUUCUUGCCAAUCGCACAAUUUGUUAACUUAAGUAGUAAAUGGGUAAAUUGCCUUUGCUGUAAAUAGUUUGGAUAAAUUGGAAAGUAUUUCCUAAAUCUUUUUCCCUGCAUCCCUAACGGCUUUGGGACCAUCAGCUUUUUAGAUUAGUCUUAAAAAUAAUUGUAGGUAAAAAUUAAAAAAAUCACGAAUCUAUUUCGGUGCAACAGUAACUAGGUGGAAAUUCGCUGGCAAACUUAGCAAAAAGCAAUAUGAAACUCGCAGACAAAAUGUGAUUCUGAUAAAGCUCUUUUUGUAAACU
Messenger RNA from Pectinophora gossypiella (pink bollworm), 1956 nucleotides. Its product is annotated as elongation of very long chain fatty acids protein 7-like. The record is from RefSeq and is a predicted model, not a curated record. The coding region runs from base 147 to 1208 and encodes 353 amino acids. NCBI's taxonomy places the organism in Eukaryota, Metazoa, Arthropoda, Insecta, Lepidoptera, Gelechiidae. The transcript is spliced from 7 exons. Gene Ontology annotation, biological process: very long-chain fatty acid biosynthetic process; fatty acid elongation, monounsaturated fatty acid; fatty acid elongation, saturated fatty acid. Gene Ontology annotation, cellular component: endoplasmic reticulum membrane. Gene Ontology annotation, molecular function: fatty acid elongase activity.